AGGAAUACUGGAGUGCACAGCGGCGCAGCUGCGCAGAGACGCAGGAGAGAGAAUAAAUGCUGUACUGUUAACAUAUUUAUUUUUUUGCUCAUAAUCACACGUAUCGCGAUUAUGCCGGGAAUGAUGGACAAAGGGUCGGAAUAUCUGGGGAAAGGUCGCUCAAAUGGAACGAAAAGCCCGUCGAACGCCUCGAAUGGACAUUUUUCAGACGAGAGCGGCAGUGACGACGAGCACGAUGUGGGCAUGCGUGUGGGAUCAGAUUAUCAAGCUAAUAUUCCAGAAUUUGAUCCAGGUUCCACAAAAUACAGUGAUAAAGACAGUGGUGGAAUGUUGGUUUGGUCUCCAUAUCACACAAUAGUUGACUCUAAAUUGGACGAGUACAUUGCGAUUGCAAAAGAAAAGCAUGGCUACAAUGUUGAGCAGGCUCUCGGCAUGCUUUUCUGGCAUAAACACAACAUUGAGAAAUCACUUGCUGAUCUCCCAAACUUCACCCCCUUCCCUGAUGAGUGGACGGUGGAGGACAAGGUGUUGUUUGAACAAGCAUUCAGCUUUCAUGGGAAGAGCUUUCAUAGGAUCCAGCAGAUGUUGCCAGACAAAUCCAUAUCCAGUCUUGUGAAGUACUACUAUUCGUGGAAAAAAACACGGUCCCGGACAAGUCUAAUGGACCGGCAAGCCCGAAAGCUGGCGAACCGGAGUAAUCAAGAUGAAAGUGAGGAAGAGAUGGAAGAAUCCAACCCCGUUGAGGCCAAUGACAGUGAUUAUGACCCUACGAAAGAGGCAAAGAAGGAGAGUCAAGCAGAACCUCAGACACUAAGUUCCAAAAUUGGAUUGGGACGGAGAGACCACCAGACCCUACAGCACCGUCACCACAGCCAGCGGUCCAAGUGCCGCCCACCCAAAGGCAUGUACCUCACACAGGAGGAUGUGGUGGCCAUCUCCUGCAGCUCCAAUGCAGCAAACUCUGUCCUGCGUCAGCUGGACAUGGAGCUGGUGUCCCUGAAACGACAGGUUCAAAAUGCCAAGCAGUUGAACAGCGGACUUAAACAGAAGAUUGAAGAUGGAAUUGAUGAAUUCAGGCUGCCUGAGUGCACCCAAAAAAUUAACGCCCGCUGGACAACAGAUGAGCAGCUCUUGGCAGUACAAGGAGUAAGAAAAUAUGGGAAGGACUUCCAGGCUAUUGCUGAUGUCAUUGGGAAUAAAACAGUGGGACAGGUAAAGAAUUUCUUUGUGAACUAUCGGCGGCGGUUUAACUUGGAUGAGGUGCUUCAGGAAUGGGAGGCGGAACAGGGAACUCAUACUCCCAAUGGAGAUGGAGCCAAUUCUGGUGAGGAUGGGAAAAACAGCAACACCUCCUCAGGGAAGAGCACAGAUGAAGAAGAGGAAGAGGGUCAGGUGACCCCAGCCUCUGGUCCAUCUCCUGUAGCCACAUCAUCAUCCCUGACAGCAGCCACCAGCUCCACCUCUCUCAACCAACCUCCACCCCUUUUGCGUCCAUCUCUUCCUGCCACCCCAGCAUUACACCGGCAGCCGCCGCCUCUGCAGCAACAAGCCCGCUUCCUUCAGCCCCGUCCUGCCCUGAAUCAGCCACCCCCACUCAUUCGACCCUCCAACCCCCUCCCUCCACGCCUCAACCCCAGACCGGCAGCACCCAUUUCCAGCACGGCCUCCACAGCACCAGGGCAGCAGCCGCCCACUCUGGUGGGCAUCCCAUCUGAGACGCCCUCCUCCUCUCUACACUGAUGCGUUUUAUAAAUCUGUGGCAUUGCAGUUGAAAGUAAUAAUUAGUUAGCAGUGCUCAUUGUGAAUACUAGAAAAAAAAGAUUGUUUUAAACUGUAUAUAUUAGUUAUGUAACUUUUUAUUUAUUUGAACUGAUUUUUUAUUUUAGAUUUUGUAAUCAUGUCGUAACAUUGUACUUUAAAGUGUUAGUUCACACAAAAAUGAAAAUUCUGUCAUUAAGUACUCCCCUUCAUGUCGUUCCAAACAUGUAAGUCCUUUGUUCAUCUUCAGAACACAACUUUUUGAUGAAAUCCAAGAGGUUUCAGUCUCCCAUAGAUCUCAAUUUAACCGCCACUUUGACGCUCCAAAAAGUUCAUAUAGAGAUCGUAAAACUAAUCCUUAUGAAUUGAGCGUUUUAGUCCCAAAUUUCUAAAGAGACUUUAUAUAAUAAACAUUUAAUUUAGGCUUUUAUUCACAUUUAAAACUACUCACACAUCAGUUGUGGUAAACAGAAUCUCAAGCAUGUUUGCUUGACACGCACGAGAGCCAAUGAGGUUCGUUCUCGUGUAACGCAGCAUAUUUGAGCUUCCGGCAGAGGUUUGUUCUCAUGGGGCAAGCAGGUUCGGUUGAGCUGCUGUUUAUGUUCGCUGAUCAGUGUUUAUAUGCGAGUAAAAGCCUAAAUUAAAUGUGUUAUAUUAUAAAGUUUAUAUAAUAUUAU
This is a messenger RNA of Megalobrama amblycephala (Wuchang bream), 2435 nucleotides long. It is a transcript of the gene rcor3, whose product is annotated as REST corepressor 3. The transcript has 12 exons. Gene Ontology annotation, cellular component: histone deacetylase complex; transcription regulator complex. The record is from RefSeq and is a predicted model, not a curated record. Gene Ontology annotation, molecular function: transcription corepressor activity. The coding region runs from base 112 to 1740 and encodes 542 amino acids. Gene Ontology annotation, biological process: regulation of transcription by RNA polymerase II; negative regulation of DNA-templated transcription. Lineage: Eukaryota; Metazoa; Chordata; Actinopteri; Cypriniformes; Xenocyprididae.